AUGGGUGUUACAGGACUCUGGCCGAUCUUGCAUCCAUGCGCUCGACCGACUCCUCUGCCGACUCUCAAUCGAAAGCGCCUAGCCGUUGACGCGUCGAUCUGGAUCUACCAGUUCCUCAAAGCCGUUCGAGAUAAGGAAGGCAAUGCCUUACGAAAUUCCCAUGUAGUAGGAUUCUUCCGUCGAAUAUGUAAGCUGCUAUUCUUUGGGAUCAAACCGGUGUUUGUGUUUGAUGGCGGAGCACCAAUAUUGAAGAGGCAAACAAUUUUAGGGCGAAAGAGGAGACGUGAAGGCCGGAGAGACGAUGCUGUGAGAACGGCUGGAAAGCUUCUUGCUGUUCAAAUGCAGAGAAGGGGCGAGGAGGAAAUGGAAAAACGGAAGAGAGAUAAACAGCGGGAGAAUGAUGGGCUUAGGGCAAUUGUGGACGAUGAAGAUGCAGUACGGCCGGGCGAGGAGAUAAUUUAUGCGGCAGAGAUGGGAAUGGACGCACAACAACGCGAAAAGAAUCGGAAAUUCAAGAAGACAGAUGCCUACCAUCUCCCGGAUCUGAACAAUGGUAUUGAGGGAAUGGGCCAACCAAAUGAUCCUAGGAUUAUGAGCGCCGAAGAGCUGGAAGAGUAUGCGAAGCAAUUCCAUAACGGGGAAGAUGUAAAUUUGUAUGAUUUCAGCAAAAUCGACUUCAAUGGAGAUUUCUUCAUGAGCCUGCCUCCUGUUGAUCGAUACAAUAUUCUGAACGCUGCUAGACUGCGCAGCAGAUUGCGUAUGGGAUUGAGCAAAGAACAACUAGAAGAGAUGUUUCCGGACCGUAUGGCAUUUAGCAAAUUUCAAAUUGAGAGAGUCAGAGAACGAAACGAAUUGACCCAAAGACUCAUGAAUUUGAAUGGCAUGAAUGAUUCGGACAAACUUUUUGGAGUUGGAACUCAAAGAAUCGCAGGUGAAAGAGAUAGGGAGUAUGUUCUGGUCAAAAACUCCGGACUUGAGGGUGGAUACGCUUUGGGAGUUGUUAGCAUCGACAAAACCGUUGGUGAAAGAAACAAUCCGGUAGACCUCGAGGCUAUACAUCAAAAAAUCAAAGAAAACCAUGAUUCUGAGUCUGACGAAGAAUUUGAAGACGUGCCUGUCGAAGGCCUGAACCGAUUGCCCAAGCCCAAAAUAGCACAACGCCAAAAAUUAACUUACGAAGAAUUCCAGGCCCUAGAAGUCGCGAGGAAUCGACGAGAAAAAACCGGCACCCGGAAUCAGAAGGCGACAGCUGGCAGAGAACCUUCUAUGCAGCCAGACACCCUUUUUGUGGAAGAAGCACAACCGUUAAAGACGCAUAAUGAUUUUGAUGAUGAGGAUGAACUCAAUGCCGCGAUUGCAAUGUCCCUUCAGAAAGAUUGUGAUGUGGAAGAUCUUUCUGAGAGUGAGCAUCUCAGCCGCGCCAUAGCACUUUCACUGCAGAAGAACCAUGGUGACGACUCCGAACAAAACGAUGAAAUACCCGAAUUUGAGGACGUUCCUCUACCAGAAUAUGAACAGGUAGCUGUCCCAGAGCCAAAACCACUCGUCAAUUCCAGUGGUAGAAUGGUUGCACAUAUUGUCAAUAAUAGAGCGAAUGCGGCUGUUCCCAAAAAGAAGGCCAUGAUUGUUGAAAGUGACAGCGACAGCGACAUGGAUAUACAAGCAGCACUCGCAAAAGCGAGAAGACAGAAAGCUCCAGAAGUAAGACCACGCCAACCAGCGCCUGUUGCAAAAAAUAUGAAGAACCCGUUUGAUGGGCCGCUACCCUUCGAAUCCCUAAAUCUGAAAAGCUCGAUUUUUCGAAAACAGCUUAAAGCAGCAGAGCCUAUUCUUGAGGUUCAGGAAGACUCAAACCAAAUUGACGACGAAGCUGGUGGCUUUAUGGAUGAGAACGCCGAUAAUGCUUCAAACCCUCUUCCACCAUGGCUUAUUGGCAGUGGUGAUAUCCGAUCACAAGUCAAGGAACAGCAAAAGAGAGGUCAUGAAAUCGAUGCCGAGGACCAACAAAGAGCGGAAGAGGAGCAGCGACUGCUCAGAGAAAAAAUGGCACCGAUCCAGAUUGACUCCUCCGAUGAAGGUAGCGAUGUGGAGAUUAUUGACGCCCCAGCGAAUACACACACCCUUGGAGAUCUUGCUAACAAGAUGAGAGCCGAACCUCCCGUUAGUAAUGUACCCAACGCUACGAACGUAUCUCCUGCGACUGAACCCCUCCCAGUCGAAGUUGCUGGCAUCCAGGAAGCAGGAGGAGAGGACGAAUCAAUUGAUUGGUCUGAGAGCGAUCAUGGGGACAUGGUCAGGAAGCCAGUUGGACCAGCAGCGAGAACCCCUUCAAAAUCGCUUUCCCCUGAGUUCGAAGACGUGGAAAUGGGGCAGCCGGCAAACGUUGAUAUCAAUCUUCCUGACGGUCUCAAUAAUGCUGUGCAGCCGAUAGACAUCGAGGAAAACUUAGCACGUCGUGCAACUGAUGAGGCAUUUGAGCAGGCUCCAAUCGAGCACUUCUCCGAUUCGUUUGAUGAAUUCUCUGAUCCAGACGAUGAAGAACUGCUCACUGCACUUGCUCAGGAAGCCGAGACUCAUGCCGCAUUCGCGUCAACUCUCAAUUCCAAAACACCAGUUGAAAAUCAAGCUUCUUUCGAAGCGGAACUCAAAGCUCUCCGUAACCAACAAAAGAAAGAUCGUCGAGACGCAGAUGAAGUAACUCAGACCAUGGUAGCAGAGUGCCAAGCACUCCUAUCACUCUUUGGAAUCCCCUACAUCACAGCUCCCAUGGAAGCCGAAGCCCAAUGCGCCGAGCUCGUCAGACUCCAAUUGGUAGAUGGUGUAGUAACCGACGACUGUGAUAUCUUCCUCUUCGGCGGCACACGCGUCUACAAAAAUAUGUUCAACUCGAAUAAAUUUGUAGAAUGUUAUCUCCAACCCGACAUCGAGAAAGAACUCAGUCUCGGCCGCGAUCAACUCAUUGCUAUCGCACAAUUGCUAGGAAGCGAUUAUACUGAAGGUCUUCCUGGCGUGGGACCAGUCACUGCAUUGGAAAUCCUAUCCGAGUUCCCUACACCUAAUACGGGACUCGAAGAAUUUAGGGAGUGGUGGCUUUCGGUACAGAAACCAUUUGCUCCACCACUUAAAGAGGAAUCCUCUACUUUCCGCAAGAAAUUCCGCAGAGCACAGGGGACGAAAUUAUUCCUCCCUCCUACAUUCCCUUCCCCCGCUGUCACAGAAGCAUAUCUCAAGCCCGAUGUCGAUUCCACGCCUGAAACUUUUCAAUGGGGUGUGCCGGACUUGGAUCGACUGCGGGAUUUCUUGAUGGCCACUAUUGGCUGGUCUCAAGAGCGCACAGAUGAGGUUCUCGUGCCGGUUAUUAGGGAUAUGAAUCGCCGCGAGGCAGAGGGGACGCAGAGUAAUAUCACAAGGUUCUUCGAGGGAGCUGUGGGACAGGGUGCGGUGGGAGCGAGGAGUGAAGCUGCGAUUGCGAGGGGGGAGGGCGGCAGUAAGAGGAUGAGGGAGGCGGUGGGGAGGUUGAAGAAGAGGAAGGAUGGGGACCCGUUGGGGAAGACCUUUUCGGAUCAGGCGAGUGAGUGGGCGAGGAAGAAAGCUAGGGAGGAGGAGAGGGAGAAUGAGAAGGCUAAAAGUGGUAAGGCGAUAGGGAAGGGCAAGAAGGCAAAAGGGAAGGGUGGGUGGAGGAGGGGUGCUACUGCUACUCCUAGUCCUGGCGAUGCUGAUGAGUUACCUGCGCAAAGCCAAAGUCCUACUGCAACUUCUGUGGGGGAUGAUGGUGGCGAGGCAGAUGCCGAUGAUGAGAGUGGAGACGGGGAUCACAGCCCACUCGAUACUUCUACAGAUCAGGGACAGCCAAGAAAGAGGAAAGGGAAGGGGAAGGUUGUUGCUAAAGGACCCAGAAUGAAGAAGACUAAGGUGUGA
Molecule: messenger RNA, 3918 nt
Organism: Hymenoscyphus albidus
Lineage: Eukaryota; Fungi; Ascomycota; Leotiomycetes; Helotiales; Helotiaceae
Source: the annotation of a GenBank genome assembly